AUAAAAAAAAUCAUGAGAAUUGAUGAUGAUAUUGGUAAAGUUGCAUUACCUGUUCCAGUUAUGAUUUCUAGAGCAUUGGAACUUUUUGUUUCGUCGCUUUUGGUCAAAGCUGGUGGUAUUACAAUACAAAAAAACGCAAGAACUCUAACUCUUACACAUUUAAAACAAUGCAUUAAUUCAGAUGAUCGGCUUGAUUUUCUUAAAGACCUUUUGAAAGACAUUCCUGAAAUUACUGAAGAAGCUAACGAAAUGAAUAGACCAGAUUCACCUGUAAAUAAGAAAAGGCGAAUUACAGACGAUGAUGAUGAAAGUGAAGAAGAAGUAUUUUCGCUGGACCCCCCCCCAUUCUAUGACGUAGAUGGAGAUGUGGAAUUCGCCGAUGACUUUUUUGAUGAGAUCGACGACGGUGGCCAUGGCGACGACGACGACUGCGUUGACCGCAGUGGCGGCGGUGGCCACGGCGACGACGACGACUGCGUUGACCUCGGCGGCGACGGUGGCCACGGAAACGACGAUGACUGCGUUGACCACGGCGACGGAGGUGGUGGUCACGGCGGCGACGACGACAGCGUUGACCUCGGCGGCGGCGGUGGUGGUCACGGCGACGACGACGACUGCGUUGACCACGGCGACGAGCGAUUAAAUACAGCGGCAGUGCAAAAAGCAAUCAAAUUAUCCUUGUUUGUGGAAGACGGAGAUAGUGGAGAUGGUAUUCGAGAAACGAUCAAAUCACCGUUGUCGACGAAAGAAAGAACCCGUGUAAAAGUGGAGCAAGAAACGAUCGAAUCUCCCAUGUUUAUAGGAGAAGGAACCAGUACAGAGGUGAUACAAGAAACGGUCAAACCGCCGUUGUUUAUGGGAGAAGGAACCAGAGCAGAGUCAAUGCAAGCGCCGAUGAUUAUGAGAAAUACACCACGUAUAAGGGCAAUGCGUAGAAAUUUGGAUCCGCCCACGUACCCAGAAGGAGCACCGAUCGAGUCGGCCGAGUUACAAAAAGAAAUUGCUGAAUUAGAGGCGUUGCAAGAAACGAUCAAAGCGCACCUGAUCAUUACAUGCGAAUGCUGGGGAGCAUCGCCCGUGAGCGUGAAGGAAAUGUUCAGGCGGUACGGUCGUACUAUGCCGCCGGAAUCGCAGAACGUGAACGUCGUCGCGGAGUAUCUCAGCACGGUGCGCAUGAUGCUGUCCAAAAAUCGUCUCCAAGUCAUAAAUAGCCGGUGUCCGGAGAUGACCAACGCGUGUAAUGCACUGAUCAGCAACAUCAAGUGGAGGCAGAAAAUCUUGGCCAUAUUGUCGGCCAAGAACGAUUACUUAAGAUACAAAGCGAUGUGCACAAUAAACGAGAUCUUGCUGCAUUUCACUUAUGACCACGACGAGACUCCCGCACGCUUGUACUACAAUAUAGCCCAGAUGAUUUUGAACGAAGCCUAUCGAAACGCUCGUAUAGCAACGUUGCAGACCCUAACGAUGAUGCUCCGGACGCAUGACCACGACCAGCUCGCCCCAUACACCAAAUCGAUAAUGCUGCAUCACUUGCAGAAGUAUUGGAAAUCGAUAGUCAACAAAAUCACUUGCUGCAGGGACAGAUCGUUGUUGGAACUGCUGGCACUGUGGGACGCCGUGUUCGCCGCACUCAGGGAACCGAAAAUCAUGCGGGCGGUGGACGAACACCUCGUGCACUCUUACACCUCGGGCUUGUCCAAGGUCGAGUCCGUGUUGCACGCCGAGGACACGCAUCCGCUGGUCUGGAUGAGAACGAUUCGGGUCCUCAGCGCCGCGCUGACCUCCCGCACUGGCGCUACGCCACGCUGCAAGCUCCUGUUAGCCCUGGCCCAGACCUAUCUGAUCGGGUUCCACAGAAACCGGUUGUUACGCACCCUGCACCACAUAAAGGACCGUUUCGCAUGGCCCGACAACCAGACCAUGGGCUUGCAGGACGUCUUGCUGCUCACGAUGAGGUCGAUGCGCGUGUACGUGCGGAACUGCGAAUCACGUACUAAGGCCGUGGCCAUGGUCUUAUACACCGUAGAGCGUAUCGAAUUAUACGUCAAGUCGUGCCGGAUGUACAAUGCGGACAUGCCGUUCAGCCGGUGGCUGGUACACAUGAUGUACAACCGGGACGACGUUCUCGUCGAAUGUCUGCUCACUGCUGUCGACAUAGUGCAAAGGUUGCCCGUCACCCGGUUGCUGCUCGAUCCGUUCUGGAGCUUCCUCGAGCUGGCGUUACGCGGGGCGUACAAUCCGGACCUGUUCUUCGACUAUCUGAUCUCGGACGAGACCGAUUUCCUGUCGUACAUUCUCAAGCUGCUGAAAGUCAUCCUUGACAACAGCCAACGUUUCUUUCUCUGCUGCGGCAACAAUUUGCCCCGUAUCAUGGAGUUACUAACCGUGCUCCGGACAAAAAUACGCCUUCACCAUUUCCCGUAUAAAAUCGAACCCGUCGCGAAGCUCAUUGAUAAUUGCGUAACAUUGCAUGAAAAAUUCGAAUUGCCCACCACCCGUUUUACUAUUGAUCAUUAGUACGGAGUACAGUUUUUAUACUUUGUUCCUUGACUUGGCAUAUAUGUGUUCUUUUUAAACUUUUUUCAUUUUAAACCAAUCGAUCACCUUUUUAUUAUUUUCGUGUGUCUUGUACCGUUUUAAUAUUAUGUAUCUGUUACAGGUCAUGAUUGCGUAUAACGCUCGAUUUAACAACUUCAAUUCUUCACUAUAUUAUUAAUAUUUUAUCAUUUGAGAAUGUUCAAAGAAUAUUUUAAGAUACUUUUAAAAUAAUAAUUUAAUAAGUAUAACAGUACAAACAUUAAUUCCUUAAUAUUAAUCACAUUAAUAAUAAAUAAUGAUAUCAAGUGAACCACCCAUAUUAUUAUUUUCGUGUGUCUUGUACCGUUUUAAUAUUUGUACCUAUUGCAGGUCAUGAUUGCGUAUAACGCUCAAUUUAACAACUUAAAUUGUUCCCAAUAUUAAUAAUAUUUUAUCAUUUAAGAAUGUUUAA
Sipha flava (yellow sugarcane aphid) is the source of this 2989-nucleotide messenger RNA. RefSeq lists its product as uncharacterized. The coding region runs from base 13 to 2517 and encodes 834 amino acids. Gene Ontology annotation, molecular function: RNA polymerase II general transcription initiation factor activity; core promoter sequence-specific DNA binding; transcription coactivator activity. The transcript has 4 exons. Gene Ontology annotation, biological process: positive regulation of transcription by RNA polymerase II; transcription by RNA polymerase II; negative regulation of transcription by RNA polymerase II. Gene Ontology annotation, cellular component: negative cofactor 2 complex; nucleus. The record is from RefSeq and is a predicted model, not a curated record. NCBI's taxonomy places the organism in Eukaryota, Metazoa, Arthropoda, Insecta, Hemiptera, Aphididae.